CGCCUCGAUGGUGUUGUUGGUGCGUUGGAUUUGGGUCGUCGCCUGGGAAUAUCUGCCCGUGUUUGUCGAGGAGCUAUAUACAAGAGCUAGCUAUUCCUGUCACCACGUCCUUUCUCCCAACGUAAAGUAAGAAGAACCCUAGUCCCAUAUCCUCAGGAACGCUUGGAAACAGCACUUCCUAAUCCCACCGUCGGUCAAAUGGCUGCUCUUGCUGAGGCCACUCCGCCAUUCAGCGUCGAUGGGAACACUGGAGGUUCUAUUGAACCCGGGAAAGUCUACGUGAAGGCAAUUUGGGACUAUGAAGCCGUUGAAGACAACGAGCUGCAGUUGAAAGCUGGGGAUGUCGUUGAGGUUGUGGAACUCUGCAACAACGACUGGUACGAAGGAAAGGUUAUCGCGAGCGAGGGAAGGCAGGGGCCCGAUAUCUUAGGAUUUUUCCCGGCUACCCGUGUGGCAUUCUUGGAAACAUACCCACAAACUUUGCUGGACACGUUGAAGCCGAAUGAAGACGAACAUGUCCCUGCAGCAGGGUCACCGCAUAAGAAGAGCCCCACUGCAGCGACGCCACAGAUUGCAGGACCAUCACCAGCUGCCGCAAAGAAGGCAUCUGAGAGCUCAGGCGCUGUGGAAACGGGCGCACCCGCUACCCUCGUGCAGACAGAGCCAUCGACCACCAAACGCGACGCGGACGCGAAACCGACCAACGAGCUCGAUGCGAAAGGGGACUCUGUAUGGCUGCCAGUAACGAGCUCAGACGGGCGACGUUAUUUCUGGAAUUCGCUUACUGGUGAAAGCAGAUGGCGACCGGUCGAAGGGGAAGCACCCGCCCCAGCAGCUCAUAAAGACGAAGACCUUACAAAGGACUGGCCAACAGAGACGCGUGAUAGUCUGCUCGAUACCGAAAUAGAGGCGUUGCCUACUCCGUUGACUACAGCGCCUUAUAUCCUCCAUGAGGAACCUGAAGACGGUGGAAACGGAGACACUUCAGCCCGAAACGCCAUGUCGUCACCCGAUUCACCAUCCAAAGCGCCUCCACCUCCUCCACCUCCACCACCGGUUAUGAACUUUCCCGCAACACCAGUCGAUUCCAGCUCCGACCCCGAGUUAUUGUCUCUCGCUAAACUAGAAGGGGUUCCACCCGAAAUCAUCCGCCGAGAAGGAUACCUGUUCACAAAGCUGAAAAAGCAGGCGCCGUCGAAGAACUCUCUCAAAAAGACCGGAGGUUCCUGGACGCAGCAUUGGGCGAUCCUCUGCGUUGGAUUCUUGUUCCUGUUCAAGGACCAAGCGGGGAAGACAACACAGAGGAAGCCCUUGCAUAUUAUCAAAAUCGACUAUGUUACGGUGGAAGAGGUUGGCAAGGAGCUUACGAAGAAGAAGGGGGCAUUCAGCGUUGCGACGGAGAACGGUGCUGUCUGGUUGAUCAAUCCCUCGAGGGAUGGUGAGAUGCAUGAAUGGAUGGAUGCUAUCACCGAGGCGAGUCGCGAGAGGAGUACGGCAGCCGAGUACGAGAACUCCCGCUCCAAGCUGUUACAACGCUCCGAAGCGAACCUCCCGCGAUCCAACAGCAAAGGCAACAUCCCUCGAUCCGGCAGCGGCGAAGGGCUCAGCCGCUCCUCUACACUUCUCGGCGAAAAGGAGUCAUCGGCACCAGGAACCCCGCGCGGGAAAUCAGAGAAAGUGCCACACAGUCGCCGGUCGACAAAGACCCUUGAUCCGGACGAGGUGCCGUAUGAGGGCAGGAAGAAUAAUGUGAAGAGCAAGAUUGGAGCGUUCUUGUUUAAGAGGCCGAGCGUGGAUAAGUUGAAGGAGAAGGGGAUUAUUCUGGAUGAGUCCGAGGACAUAUUCGGAGGCAAUCUUGCGUCACAAGUCAAGGAUUCGGGGAAACUGGUCCCAACGGUGGUUGAGUUAUGUGUUGCCGAAGUUGAUAAGCGAGGAUUGACAUCGCAAGGCAUAUAUCGACUGUCGGGCAAUGCAUCAACAGUUCAAAAAAUCCGGCAGCUGUUCAAUGCUCAUGAGCCAACGAAUCUGGAUGACGAUGGCUUGGACAUCAACGCAAUCGCCAGUGCUCUGAAACUAUAUUUCAGGGAACUGAAAGACCCGUUGAUACCUUACGCCUUCUUUGACGGAAUCAUAACCGCAGCUAAAAUCCAAGACUAUGAUACCCGCCUGAUCGAGUUGAAAACCAUCAUUCAGUCGCUACCACGGCCAAACUAUGAUACCCUGGAGUUUAUGCUCCGACAUUUAUCGAGAGUCACAGCACAUUCGGGAGAAAACAAGAUGGAAGCGAGCAACAUCGCCAUCGUCUUCGGCCCGACUCUGAUUCGACCAAAGGAGGACGCGACCAGCAGCGGGUAUGCGGAUAUACUCAACAUGACCUGGCAGAACACCGUCGUCGAAAGUAUCCUUGUGCAGGUUGACUGGGUGUUUGAUGGGAAGGCGGAUUGAGGAGACGGACAUCUGCUCCAUCUUCGUUCAUACCAGCAUAGUUUCGCGGACUUCGUUGCGGAGGUGUCGUGCGGUAGGUAGCAAGGAAUG
Molecule: messenger RNA, 2535 nt
Organism: Fimicolochytrium jonesii
Lineage: Eukaryota; Fungi; Chytridiomycota; Chytridiomycetes; Spizellomycetales; Powellomycetaceae
Exons: 11
Coding region: 199-2445 (748 amino acids)
Biological process (GO): regulation of GTPase activity; signal transduction
Cellular component (GO): cytoplasm
Molecular function (GO): protein binding
Source: RefSeq, a predicted model, not a curated record